UCCAACCAGCAGUGAUGUAGGAACGUAAACUUUUGCUUUCAUGUACUUGUUUUGAUCUUAAAGUGUUGUAUCAACAAACUUGUCGUGCUGAUAUUAGUGAGAUGUUAUAUUCAGAACGUGUGCAGAAUACUCCACGUAAAGUGAAGUGCGAAUAUGAACUGGAGUGACUAGUUCCACUUCCACCCUGGCUUAAUCACCUGAAUCUGAAUGCAGAAACUUCAGAGCAUUGACGAUGCAGAGUCUGGAGGAUGCUUGUGAGGAAGCUGAUCAUUUGAUGAAAUUGGUCAGAAGACAUCCAACUUCAAUUCCAUUUUUGCAACAAAAGAAAAAUGGAUAUGGUUAUUUUUCCAUUCAUAACCGUCUCAGGCGGCUUUAUUACGAGGAGUGUACUAAAAAGAACUCUCUACCAUUACCGGACCUUAAAUCAUCCUCACAUCUUCUUGAAAAGCUUGUGGCUAAAGACAAACUCAAUACCCUCAUAGUAAACCUGUAUCCUGGGAAUAAAGGCUAUUCCCUUGCAAUGCGUCAGCCAGGUCAUAGUGAUGCUAUUACUGAGACUGUAAGAUGGCCCUACCAAAUGGACACUUUUCUUAGUUAUUUGGAUAAUGGUGAACUGCCUUUUAUGCUUGUCGACCUUCUUGAAGAAACUUACCCAGAAGUCUUUUAUUCAGGAUGUAUUAUAGCAGAAGUACGGGAUUACAGACAGUCAUUUCCAAAUUAUUCCUGCAAUACUUACCAUGUAUUACUUCAGCCCACAACACAGAGUGUGAUAAGUGAUGUGAAUCUGCUGGCAGCUCAAAGUGAUCUUAGCAAUGAAGAAAAACUUUUACUUGAGGCAGAGCUUGUUCUUGCCACCCAAGGACCCUUGUGUCUUGAUCCUAGACCAUCUCUUGUUCUUUUUCACUCGUCAGCUAACCAUCAAAAAAAUGUGUUAUCAACGGAGCCAUUAAGAAGAUGUGCUCGCAAAUUUUCACAGGUUUCUGUUAAUCGGAAGAGAAAAUUGGACCAGUUUACCUCUCAUCCACAAUUAUCAUUACUUGAUGCAAUAAAUAGACACAGAGGUAAAAAUGCUAGCAGCUCUUCUUUCCAAUCAAGAUUGCAUAAAAAGCAUGUGGAAAAUGUUUCACUAGAAGUACCAAAGAUACCUUUGGAGCUCAAAUUGCCACCACUUGAGCCGCCACCUGAAGGUAGUGUGGAUGUUGAAAAGUUUGCUAGAGAAGUGCCCUGGCCACUUGAAACAGCUGACUGCACACCACAGCUUAUUGAAGAGUAUGUGCUGGAGGCUGACAGAGGAACAGGCCAAACAUACCAUAUCAAGAUCUCAUUAUUUCAAAGAGUGUCUAAUUUGGAGUAUAUUGGUGAAUUAUAUGUUGACAAAGAUUUUAGAGAUGGAGAGAAAAAUGGGCGCACCUGCAGGUUUCCACUGGGAUCUAGAUUACAAGCCAGUCAUUAUAUCCAACAAUUCAGUGAGAUUUUUACAGAAGAGGGUCGGAAAUCAGUAAAGAUAACUCAUCUUGUGCCAGGUCAUCAACCUCGUAUAACUUGCACACCGGGCAUGAGAGAGAGGGAUGCUAAAGCCCAGGCCCAGGCUAAGGCUUUAGCACGCAGCACUCUGGCUGCAGUCACAAGUACUACAAAUCCUCCAAAUGCCAGGAGUCCAGCAGCUCCAAAUAGUUCAAUUAAUACCAGUGUAAAUAAUAUUGCCAAUAAUGCUGGAGAAGUGACUCCCGGCACCAACCUGACUUCAAGUACAAAUCCUCUCAGUGCGUCUUCAAGCAAUGUGAAUCUUGUGAAUGCUCUUUCAUCUCCUCCCAUGACAAAUAAUUUCACAAACAUCCUAAACUCAACAUUAACAGCAGGAUUAUCCCCUGCAGUGAACAGUCAACAGCCAGUUCAACCAGUGCAACCAGUGCAACCAGCAGUUCAGUUGCAAGCUCCCAUAGUUGAUAGUUCACAACCACAAUUAAGCCAAGUUAAGCCACCUUUACAACAUCAAUCUCAACCACCUCAACAAACAGCACAGCUUCAAAGACAACCAACCCAUCAACCUUCACCCCCAACGCAAUUGAGAUCUCAGUUAGAAAAUCCAACCAAAGUUGGCGGACGUACUAUUACGAACCCAGAAAUAGAUGCCUUAGCCACUAGCCUUAUGAACUCUGCCCAGCAGUUUCAGCAGCAACAACUUCAACAGCAACAGCAACAACUCCAACAGCAACUCCAACAAUCUGGUGCUGCAAAUCCCCCUGUUGCCAUUAAUUCAACCAAAGCAAGCCCUAAUACCCUCCUUGGCUUAUUGAACAACACCCCUAGUGGAGGAGGUCAAAAAGUUCGCAAGAUGACCUUAACAAAUCUACUGAACUCCAAGGUGCUUACUCCAUCUCAGCAACAACACUUGCAACAGAAAAUAUUGCAGCAACAACAACAGCAGCAGCAACAACAGCAGCAACAACAGCAGCAGCAACAACAACAACAACAACAGCAAGUGCAGCAGCAGCAGAGGGUGUCAAUAUCUGCCCUUGCUGCCCAGUUAGCCUCACCACCAGCAACUGAUGGAUCGUUACUACAACAUUCUCUGACGUCGUCGCCGCAAAUUCGCUUCUCUUCACCAAACCGUGUUGGCCUUGUCCAACCUGCCCAGGAGCAAGUUGCACAGCAGCCAGUGAGCUCAAUGCUGCCAAGUUUUGAAGUUGAAGUACCAAAUGCCUCUGGAAGCGGAACCGUAAAUGUGAAUGUGGCAGUUCCUGCACAAUUUGAUGUGUUAGACCGUGAUCCAAGCCUAGUUACCCAAGCCUCCUCUGUAAAUAGUGGGACCGGUGCAGCAGUUCCACUUUUUGACAUCACACCAAGCAACUUUAAUGCAGCUGUGAACAAUUUCAAUUCUAUAAGUGCUUCAAAUUUCAACUCUGCUGCCACUGUAAAUACUCUUACAUCACCUAGUUCAUCGACUUCUACCACUCUUAAUAAUACUACAACAAACUUUGACCUUCAAAGUUUUGUAGAAAGUGCUCUUGUAUCUGAGGGUACUAAUAAUCUAGUAUCAAAUUAUGAAAUAGCAGUUUCAACUGCUGGAUCAUUGCCAAAUUUUGAAAUAAGAGUUCCCAAUGUAGAAGAAUCAGCUACUCCUGUCUCAAGUGAUAUGCCAAAUCAAGUAGCUUCUAGCUUUGAACGACCUGUACCUAAUUCAACAAUAGAAAAUGCAUCUGCGGUAGAAGAGUUUUUGCACCAACAAACUGGCUCAGCUCCUAGUUACCAGAUUUCAUUUCCAGAAAUGAACUCAUUCGAUGCCAGCAGCAAUACUCUCACUGUUCAGAAUAGUUUUGAUUUUAAUAAUACCUCAAGUUUUACAACUGUGCCUGUUACCUCUAAAACCGUACCUGUAUCGUCAAACACUGUCACCUUGGGUGGCACCAGUACAAGUGGACCAAAUUUAUUAGGCCGUAUUUUAGCUAGUGGAACUGCCAGUGCGGCUAUCAGGAGACUCUCAGCUAGUGCCUCAGUUGCAAGUACCAGCAAUAGUGAAAGUUCUUCCAGCACACACGGAAUGUCAGCCCUGUCUGCAUUGCUAGCAGGGACUCCAUCUGCUGACAAUCCUAUGCCUGGUUCCUCAAAUUCUCUGUCGUGUUCAACAUUAUUGGAGAGGUUAUCUGCAAGUUCAGCGGCAACUACAGUUGUUGCAAGCUCUAUUGGACAGCCCACUCCACCUCCGCUUCAGUUUGCUGUACCCUCACCUUCCAAACCACCGGCAACACCAAGUUUGCCUGCAAAUUCACCUGCAGCUUCACCUUUAACUCCAAAAUCACCUGCUGUGGCAAUUGCCUCGCCCCUGUCAAGUCCACCUAGUCAACCAACUCAAUCUGGACAAGGCUUGACUGUAUCGGGUGUUAAUCUACAGGGUCUCAACUUAGCUAGUCUUCAAGGUGCUAUUGGACUCCCAGGACUUCAAAAUGUACAGGUUUCCUUCCCUGGCAUUUCCACGCCAAUAUCCUUGUCUUUGAGUGUUUCGAGUGCAACGCCACACAUCGCAUCUGCUACUGUGGUUUCCUCAGGAGGGGCAACAGGUGCAGUUUGUGAUACUUCUGCUGUGUCUAGUGCUCCACAUACCAUGGUGCUCACCAACUCUUCUCUUUCUGUGCCCGUUGCACAAAUCAUGGCCAGUAGUGUAAAGGCAGUCAGUGGUCCGACCAGCAUUCGAGGAAUAGCUGCAAAUUCCAUUCAACUGCAGCAAGGAACUGGUAGUGUCCUUGUUGGUACACUACAGCGUGCAAAGCCACAGAUGCAGGCAGGUAAAACUAAUGUACUGACUGGGAGACCACUACAAGCGACAAUGUUGAGUGGUGGGCAGAGAAAACUACCAGUAUCAAACACAGUUACUGCAAGUCUUUCAGGUGGAAGUCAAGUGAUAUUUACUCAACCACAAGUUGUUACUGCUGGAGGAGUCGCAACAGCUGUGUGUGAUGCUACUGCUGUGUCUAGUGCUCCCCAUACAAUGGUUCUAACAAACCCUAAUAUUUCUUUACCUGUUGCUCAAUUGAUGACCGGUGGAGUGAAGACUGUGAGUGGUCAAAGUGGUCUAAGAGGGAUUACUGCCAACUCAAUUCAACUCCAACAAGCAUCCGGUCAAGCAAUUCAGCUGACACUCCAAAGAGGUAAAACUGUACAGGCCUUACAAGCGGGCAAGGCCAGUGUACUUGCUGGCCGGCAGCUGCAAACUGCUGUCAUAAGUAGUCCUCAACUUACAGCAGGUGUUCAGGGAGGAGGCAGUCAAGUAAUAUUUUCUCAGCAACAGUUACAUCUGCUACAAAAACAGGGUCAGUUUCAACAACUACACACCUUGCAGCAACAGCCACAGCAACCACAACAACUUCAGCAAAAACCAGCCGUUUUAGCUGCACAGCUAACAGCAAAAAGAAGAAGAUCAAGCACAGCAGAUGGUUCUACUAAUAAGUAAAUUCACUCAAUCGAAAAUUCUUCUGUUUUCAUCUUAAGUUUUCUCUGUUUAUAACUGUUCUCAAGUUACCAUCUUAAUUCUUUCCUUGAUCCGAAACCUGUGUUUUGCUGAUGUUAUUAUUCUUCAUUUCAAAACUAUCAAACAUUUUCACUUGAAUCUCCUGAAAUGAAAUGGUUGAGAAAACCAAUUUGGAAGACUGACUUUUUAUCUCUUGUAAUUUUAUUGUGUUCUGAAUCACCCCUCUUUUACAGAACCUUUUUUUUAAAAAAUGGAGGGUGUUAAUAAUUAUAUUUCAAUUUGAAAUCGUCAAUUUUUUGACCAUGUUUUAUUCUUACAUGGAAUUUUAAUGGAUAUCCUGAUCCUUGCAGUGUGUAGUAACUGUUUCGGAGCUUGACUUUAAUUAGUAUUACAUUUUAGCAGACUCCGUUUGGACAUGGUUUUUCCACCAUUGUGUGUAUGAGUGCUUCCAGACAGUCAUUUUUCUGUGAAGUUACUUUUGACACCGGUGGCCAUUCACAAGUUUUUAAAACAGUUAAAAUGUGAGUUUUACUGGUUGUCCUUGUAAUAAUUACUAUAGUUCUCUAAUUAUUUUGCUCAAUGGUUGAACUUUCUAACUAAGUGACUUUGAUGGGAGUAUGUAGAUGUCAGAGCGAGAGAGAGAUGUAAACUACCCAAGCAAAAUUUCUAAUUCAUAACCAAAUACACAGUGGAAAUCUGGCCAUUCUGUCUACCAGGUUUUCUUGUUAUAUUUAUAUAUUUAUUUAGGCUAUAACUGUCUAGUCUAGGCUUCUACUGUGUAUUAUUCAUGUCAUCUACCUUAUCAAUCAAAAUUCAAACUAAUUUUGUUGUUUUAUUUGUGUGAUCGCAUAUCACUUCUUAAUGUAGUGUGUGAAGGUUUAUUUUCUAGUGACCUUAUCUACAAUUAUCAAGACACUUCUUUCAUUUUAAAAAAUGUGCAUCUAGACAGCAUUUACUUUAGGUCUUAAAGUUUAUGAGAAUGCCCCGUUUGUCCGACAAGUUAUUUGUCCGACAGUCGUAUCUAAGCAAAUAAAUUAAAUAAGUGAGGUAUUACAACAACAGGGAAAGGUCUCGUUUCACUUGUCCGACAUCCGGAGCUGCUUUUUAAACUUUAAGAGCGCUAAAAAAUACUAGAACAAGUAGUUGCUACGGUAGGGUUCAGUUUCUGGAACUACAAUGAGUUGUUACAGUAAGUAGGAGUUAUUAAAAUAACUCGGAGUUUUUCAAAUAACUUUCGCUGGCGCGCCCGGCGCCGUUUCCGGGCGACCAAGCCACGGCCCGGCCCGAGCGCUGAGCCGAGUAUAGCCGUAAGGCCUCCCGGAAACGGCGCCGGGCGCGCCUUUGAAUAACUCGAAGUUAUUGUAAUAACUCCUACUUACUGUUACAACUUAUUGUACUUCCAGAAACUGAACCCUACUGCAGGAACUACUUUUUCUAGUAUCUAUUCAAGUUUGAAACGCAACUCCACCCGUAGGACAAGUGAAACGAGCCCUUUCCCUGUUGUUGUAAUACUUUAUUUAUUUAAUUUAUUUACUUAAAUGCGGCUGUCGGACAAAUAACUUGUCGGACAAACGGGGCGUCCCCAAGUUUAUCUUGGCAGAAAACAGGACUGUUUUAGAUUUUGGAACUGUGAUAGAAACAUAAUAGAAAGGAAUGAAGAAAGUUUUUACUUCUUUCUGCUUCUUACUUUUAUGAUGGUAGUGUAAUAAGUUUCUCUUUAUUUAUCAGAGGUCAAGGUUCAUUGUAUUCGUUUCCUAUUCAUCUGUGUAAGGCUGUUAACACUUGUAAAUGUGAACACUUUCUAUUUUGGUAAAUUAGGGAUGUUAGCUUGGCCUGAGUGUUUAUGUGUGUGUUGCGCGUAUGUGUGUAUGUAUGUGAGGGAGUGAGUUUGUGUGUGCUUUAUUAGGUAGGUUCUUUGGAUAUCUAGUUUGACCCAGUAUAUCCAUUUUCUUUUUGGUGUGAUUAAAACUUUUAAACUUUACCUAUCAAUUUUGAUGAAAUCAUUGACCAUGGCAAGAUACAAUUAGAAAGUCAUACAAAAGAACUUCUCGUGGUAGACUCUACAGAAACCAGAAAGAAAGCAAGUCAUUGGUGUUCAUGUGAUAUUGAUUGAAUACUGUGAUGGCAAGGGUUGAAAAGUCUAGGGUUACUUUGUGAUUCUUUAUGAAGCAUAUAUUGUAUUUACCUGAUAGAGAGAGCAUAAAUGUUACACAGUCAAUACUUUUGUUGUUUAAAAUUGAUUGUGUGUGCUUUGUUAACUGGUUUUAAGUUGUGUUGUGAAACUUAUUCAUCACUCAUUCUAGGUUGUGCUGCAGAAAAUAUUUUCAUCUAUGUGAAUUUAUACUUGGUUCAUAUUUCAGUAUGUCAUAUGUUUGAUAUUCAGUGUUCUUUUCUCUUACGAUGUGUCUCUAUUAAACUGUUUUGGAAACAUUUGUCUUUUGGAAGCAUUGAUUUGCUUCCUGUCCAUUGUUUUCUUAUAUUUUUGUUUCAUAUCCAACAAAAUUGGAGGUUUCUUUCAGUCUUGUCCAGUUUGUAAUUUCCCCUCAUGCUUGUGUAGUGUAUCUGAUUGUUAAAACCACCAUUGCAUGAAUUUGAAUCAUCUCUUUGAUGUAAGGACCAGAUUGCUGUUAGUUCAUUGUGAUUGAAUUAAAAUGCUUGCAUGUCAAGUCAAAAUGUGUGACUAAACUAAAAUAAAACCUAUUUCUUUACACUGUUAAAAAAACAUAAUAAAAGGCAGAUUUUUACUAAAUUGUAAAAUAUAUCUAAAGAAUGUAUAUAAUUCAAAAAGAAUGAUGGAUGAAAUCUGUGCUAUUUGUUUAUAGAAAAAUAGAGGAGGAAAAGAAUUAUUUCGGAUGUGUGUAUAUUGUUAUUUUGUAAAUAAGAUGUUCAUGUCUGUUUUGUAAUUAAUUUAUGAAGCGUUGCACCAAGAACAGCUUGAUUCUAAAACUUGUCCCUCAAAGUUUUUGUCAAUGCAGGUGAUAGACAGAAAUCAAAUAAAAUUUGUAUCAAAAAAGUU
Frankliniella occidentalis (western flower thrips) is the source of this 7982-nucleotide messenger RNA. It is a transcript of the gene Spt20, whose product is annotated as mucin-5AC. Bases 233 to 4948 code for a protein of 1571 amino acids. NCBI's taxonomy places the organism in Eukaryota, Metazoa, Arthropoda, Insecta, Thysanoptera, Thripidae. Gene Ontology annotation, biological process: regulation of transcription by RNA polymerase II. The transcript is spliced from 23 exons. Gene Ontology annotation, molecular function: transcription coregulator activity. The record is from RefSeq and is a predicted model, not a curated record. Gene Ontology annotation, cellular component: SAGA complex.